UAUUAGGCACAGUCUUUAUGUUUCCGGUAUCCGAUCGGACCUCGAUUGAGUUGCCUCUGUAUUUUGAAAGAAUUUAGAAUAUCAAAUUCAUGAUCAGCAGAAAGGUUCGGCCAUAUCUAGUCUACCAGUGAUUAAUAAUCAGAGGGACUUGAUGCCAGAAACACUUUGUAUUUGUAUAAGCAGUUUUUAUGACUUACGUACAUUGUUCAUAUUGAUAACAAGUUAUCCGAAGUUUCCUCUGGCCCCGACACCAUGUCCAGACUAUUGAUAAUAAUCGGAGGCCUUGCAAUUGGCUAGUGAAGAUGUUGGUGUAUGAUCCAGUACUGCUUACAGGUGCAAAUUGUUUCUAUUGGAUAUAGGACUCCCUAUAUUGGGUAGAAAGCAUCAAUUGGAAUAACGGUGGGAUAUAGUAAAGGUAACAAAACGAAAACUUAUGGUGAGUGAUGACAACUCUACUGAAGAGACCCAGCUACAUAUACAACUUACAAGUCAGGAAGAUGAGAACACUCCAGACAUCUGUUAGACUACACAACAGAAGAGGACUAAAGUUUCCAAACCCAGCUGUGAGGUUUAGCACAAAAGCUGAAAAAUUUCUCAUCAUCUCUGAUCAGCAUUUGGUAAUGGAACAUUUUCACAAACAGUACUCCAGUUCAAUAACGACGAAGAUGAUUUGAUGUGAAAAAUUUGUGCGGAAAAGUUUAGACUUGAAAUUAUGGAAUUAAAUUCACACAUGAAAACCAUGCAUAGCCAUAGCAUUACACACAUAAAUGAAUGUGAUGUGUGUAAAAAAACUUUUAAACUUGCAUCAACUCUACGGCAUCAUAAACGACUACACACAGGUAAAAAUGUUAUCAAGUGCAAUCAUUGUGAACGUGUGUUUGUUCAUUCUGGUCAUUUUAAAAAUCAUCGUCACCAACAUGCAGGUGAAAAAUUAUUUAAAUGUGAACUUUGCUCAAAAAUGUACAUGCAUAAGCACACCCUGAGACAACAUCAAGCGAUAAUCCAUGGCUCUAGACUAGAGUGUGAAUUUUGUGGGCUUAAAUUCAUUGAGAUGAGGACCCUGGUCAGUCAUCACAAAACUCAUGCAGACAAAUCAUGUUAUACAUGUGUUAUUUGCAAGAAAACAUUUAAGAGAAUUGAAUUGUUGAUCAGUCAUUGUGAGUCUGAACAUAAGGACAAUUCGGACAUUUUACCAGCAUUGGAUGUGGUGUUGGGAGUACAAAGUGUAGAUGUUUCCGAGUCCAACAAUUCUCUCAAGUGUGACCACUGUGGUAAAGUCUUCAAGCAAGCAUCAAAUCUAAAGCAACAUUAUCGAAUACAUACUGGGGAAAAUCUGCUGAAGUGUGAAUAUUGUGAGAGGACAUUUAAUCAUUCCGGUCAUUUAAGGGACCACAUGAGACGACACAAAGGAGAAAAAGUAUUUCAAUGUAAAAUCUGUCCUAAAGCGUUCACUUGUUCAACAGGUUUGACCCAGCACAGCAAAAUCCACAACAUUCUUGAGUCUGACGAUUCUCUCAAAUGUGACCGCUGUGGGAAAGUUUUCAAACAGGCAUCAAAUCUUCAUCACCAUUAUCGGUUACAUACUGGGAAAAAUCUGCUCAAAUGCAAAUACUGUGAAAGGACGUUCAACCAUUCUGGUCAUUUACAAGACCACAUGAGGCGACAUCGCGGAGAAAAGCUAUUUCAGUGUGAAAAUCUGUCAAAAAUCCUUCACAUGUUCUCCUGGUUUGACUCAGCAUUAUAAAAUACACAAGAGUGGUAAACCUGCACACUCUCAGUGUGAAGUUUGUGGUAAAACUUUUACCGAACUAGGUACUCUGAAAACUCAUUUACGUAAGCAUACAGGACUAAAAAACUUUGAAUGCAAAAUUUGUCAGAAGACUUACACAUAUUCUAGUGGCCUUUCUUAUCAUAUGAAGCUACAUGACACAGGUGGGAAAUCAUUUACAUGUGAACUUUGUGGGAAGGUGUUCAGACACGCCACAAAUCUCUCGAGCCAUCACUUAACACAUACAGAACAGCGACCAUAUUCAUGUGAUGUAUGCCAGAUGACAUUCAAACACAAGUGUAGUUUAAAAAAACAUUCUAUAAUACAUACUGGUGUGAAACCAUACAAGUGCACAGUUUGUUUGCAGACGUUUAGACGAUCUGACAGUCUGAUCAGACAUAAGAAAAUCCAUCCAGAUUAAGACAUUUGAAAUUGCACAGCUCAACUUAUUUAUUUGCAAAUAUCCUGUUCUCAGAUUUGUCAACAUACAGUUUUUAGUUUGGUGUACGUUCACCAAAAUUAAAGUCCAUUUACCUUA
This is a messenger RNA of Pecten maximus, 2306 nucleotides long. Its product is annotated as zinc finger protein 28-like. Gene Ontology annotation, molecular function: RNA polymerase II cis-regulatory region sequence-specific DNA binding; DNA-binding transcription factor activity, RNA polymerase II-specific. Gene Ontology annotation, biological process: regulation of DNA-templated transcription. The record is from RefSeq and is a predicted model, not a curated record. Bases 713 to 1744 code for a protein of 343 amino acids. NCBI's taxonomy places the organism in Eukaryota, Metazoa, Mollusca, Bivalvia, Pectinida, Pectinidae. The transcript has 3 exons.